This is a messenger RNA of Thamnophis sirtalis, 1060 nucleotides long. Lineage: Eukaryota; Metazoa; Chordata; Lepidosauria; Squamata; Natricidae. The record is from RefSeq and is a predicted model, not a curated record.
AUGAAUUUUGAUGACAAUGUCAGAAAAAAAAUGUUUUUGUAUGUUUCAUUAGGAAAUACUGAGCAUUUCUUUAAAAUUCAUAUUAUAUUGGCAUCUUUUCACAUAUAGAUUCCAGUUUAUCCUGGAGCUGCUGCUCCUCUACUUGGUGGACCUGUUAUAGGGGCACAGUUCCAUGGUGAAGAUGGAUUGGGCGAUGCUCCUGAUCCUAAUGCCCCAGGAACAGAACUUCUGCAGAAGGAAAAUGCUGUGACUGCAAUAUUAAGAAUAAUCAAUGGGCGGCCAGGUCAGGUAUCUCUGGUUGCUCUUGGUCCACUGACGAAUAUAGCAUUAGCAGUGAAAAUGGACCCAUCACUUCCCAAGAAACUUAAAAAUUUGUUCAUCAUGGGAGGAAAUACUGAAUCCAGAGGAAAUAUUAAAGUGUGUGGAGAAUUCAAUUUUGCAACUGAUCCUGAAGCUGCUUACAUUGUCUUAAAUGAGUAUACCUGCCCAAUGUAUAUUGCAGCCUGGGAGUUCACCUGUGCCUGCUCACUGCCCUGGGAAUUCUACCAUGAAUGGGUAAAUCAGAAUACCGAGAAAGCCAGGUUCAUGAAGAAAAUCUUUGCUCAUUCUUUAAAAGUCGCAAAACCUCACUUGGGCUUUGUUUCUUGCGACUCUUAUGCUAUGGCUGCUGCCAUUGAUGAAAACUUUGUCACGGAAGUCACAAUAAUUGGCGUAAGUGUUGAGCUCAGUGGCUCUCUAACUAGAGGAAUGAUGGUAAUGGAUUGGUGUGACCAUCUGAAAAAGGAACACAAAGCAUUUGUAAUGAAAAACUGUGAUUUAGGCAAAUUCCAGGCUCUUAUGAUGGAUGCUUUGAAAUAAAAUGGGCUUGUGAGGUUCUCUUCCAAAUAUUUAUGUUGUUACUGUUGCUGGGUAAACCAAGAUUUGCCGGAAGCACUAUAAUAGCUCCCCAUGCGAACGGUUCUAUUUGAAUUCCUUUCUAAUUGUUCUGAAGAAUAAAAUAAUCUUUUAAUAUUUCUGCCAGCAUGAAAGAUAUAUAUAGAUAGAUAGAUAGAUAGAUAGA